GUGGGGCUUGGCGUCCCUCACAUUGACGAUGUUCUACUGCAACGCGCAAAUGAGCCUCAUCUGUUGGAAAUUGUAAGGGUUGGCGUGGCCCAAGGGCAGAAUGGCAAAUCUACAUGUUUGCAUACAACGACCUCGUGGGAGUGGAGAACCACUAGGCCGAGUUGA
Messenger RNA from Bipolaris victoriae FI3, 165 nucleotides. RefSeq lists its product as hypothetical. The transcript has a single exon. NCBI's taxonomy places the organism in Eukaryota, Fungi, Ascomycota, Dothideomycetes, Pleosporales, Pleosporaceae. The annotation marks the transcript as partial. The record is from RefSeq and is a predicted model, not a curated record.